GUGAACGAAAAACUGCGUGAAGCGUUGUAUGCGAAGAACAAUUGGGCCGCAGUGUUUACCGAAGAACGAGAUAAAUUUUACGAUUUAAAAGAAGAACUGGCCGAUCAGAUUUCUGCGCAGAGAGGCUACUUUCAAGAGUUUCUUGAGGGUAGCAAAGACACCUCGGCAAAAAUGCGGCAGUAUAAGUCUGAUAAUUCAGGCAAAAUAAGAAUGCUUAAUAAGGAGAAUGCGAACAUGCUGCAAAAUUCCAUCGACAAGCUGGAAACGAAGAUUGCACAGAUGCACACACAGUUGGUGGAAAAAUUGAAGAGGUUCGAUGAAAGGAUGCGUGAAGCGCUGGAAAAACUGCCGGAGGUAGAACGAAAUUGUGAUAAUGCAGCAGUACGCUUCGAACACGCCGUAAAGGAUUUGAUAGCCUUCAACGACGCUUACAAGAAAAGCAGGAAAGGUCAACAGGUAUACGUCAUUCUAAAAAAGAAGUAUGAUGUUGUGCAGCAAUAA
This is a messenger RNA of Gongylonema pulchrum, 501 nucleotides long. NCBI's taxonomy places the organism in Eukaryota, Metazoa, Nematoda, Chromadorea, Rhabditida, Gongylonematidae. The record is from the annotation of a GenBank genome assembly.